AUGUCGGGUAUAGCACCAGUAACAAUCAUCACUGAUCAAGAUAAAGCUAUGUGUGGUGCUAUUCACAAAGUUUUUCCUAAAACUCGCCAUCGCUUUUGUUCUUGGCACCUUCGUAGGAAUGCCUUACAAAAUCUUCAAUCAAUGCAUAAUGAUUAUGGUGAGGAUGUUGGUGUAAAGUAUAACAAAUGGUAUUGGAGUAAAUCGGAAGAAAAAUUUGAAAAGCGUUGGGAAGAAAUGAGGGACAAAUAUGGUGCAGAUAAAAGGAGUUGGUUAGUAAAUUUAUACAAUCAUCGAGAUCAUUGGGCUCCAGUGUAUCUUAAAGACACUUUUACUACAGGAAUGACAUCUACUCAGCGGAGUGAGGGAAUUAAUGCUUUUUUUGAUCAUUUUGUGAAUGUAAAUACCGAGUUACAUGAUUUUGUUAAGCAGUAUGAUAAUGCUGUCAGAGCUCGCCGAGCCGCUGAACUUGAGCAAGAUUUUAAGUCCACAAACUCAGUUCCUACAUUGAUAAUUGAACAUCCCAUUGAAAAACAAGCUCGGGAGAAUUAUACGAAGAAUCUGUUUACUAUCUUUCAGAAAGAACUCAAGGAUAGUUACUCCAUGCUUCAUGAAAAGUUGUCGAAGGACGGCGCAAGUGCUACUUAUGCCGUUUGGAAUAUAGAUAGCGAGGCUGAAAGCAAGAAGAUAGUAAAGCAUCAUGUUGUUUUCGAUACAUCCAAAGAAAAAAGAAUUAAGUGCUCUUGUGCGAGAUUUGAGAUGGAAGGUAUAUUAUGCAAACAUAGCUUGCACAUUUUAGUAAAGAAGCAAGUAUUAGAAAUUCCAUCAAGAUAUAUCAUGCAACGAUGGACAAUUAAAGCAAGACAUGUUGGUUGCGGAGUUGUUAGAAAUUGCAUUACAAAUAGUGAAGACCAACUAUCUAUCAUUAAACAUUGGGCCCUUAGGAGUAGAUGUAACAAGGCACUAGAAGAUACAUUGACUUCAAGUACACUUCAUGAUAAGUUUAGUGCUUUUUUAGACUCAUUUUUUGAAGAAGUUGAGAAUUCCAAGAUUGAGAAGGAACAUAACGACAAUGGAAAUGAGAGCAAUGCCAGCAAUAAGAUGCCUACUUCAUCCAUACCCAUCUCUAUAGAGGAAGCAACUCAAAUCACUAUUCGUGAUCCAGAUAAGCCUGUUGCCACGAAGGGACGACCAGCACAUGCUACUAGAAUUAAGUCGGGAGUGGAGAUAGCACAAGAAAAGAGUAUAAAAAAACAAAGAUUUUGUGGGUUUUGUAAGGGAAAAGGACAUUAUAUAACGAGUUGUCCUUUAGCUAAGAACAAAAAUGUUGCUCGUGGAGGUCGAGAAAGUUAA
Messenger RNA from Asparagus officinalis (garden asparagus), 1350 nucleotides. RefSeq names its product protein FAR1-RELATED SEQUENCE 5-like. Gene Ontology annotation, biological process: regulation of DNA-templated transcription. Gene Ontology annotation, molecular function: zinc ion binding. The record is from RefSeq and is a predicted model, not a curated record. The transcript is spliced from 2 exons. NCBI's taxonomy places the organism in Eukaryota, Viridiplantae, Streptophyta, Magnoliopsida, Asparagales, Asparagaceae. The coding region runs from base 1 to 1350 and encodes 449 amino acids.